Molecule: messenger RNA, 825 nt
Organism: Strongylocentrotus purpuratus (purple sea urchin)
Lineage: Eukaryota; Metazoa; Echinodermata; Echinoidea; Camarodonta; Strongylocentrotidae
Product: serine/threonine-protein phosphatase 6 regulatory ankyrin repeat subunit C-like
Exons: 6
Coding region: 1-825 (274 amino acids)
Cellular component (GO): nucleus; cytoplasm
Molecular function (GO): protein binding
Source: RefSeq, a predicted model, not a curated record
AUGGCUUUUGAGGAUGAUUACCCGACCAGAGCAAGCUUAGAAACCCAUGGACCAAUAACCAAGAUAUACACUCUAGAGUAUUCGUCAGAACUUAAAAUGGCUUCGAAGGAUAUGAUCGGGUCGCUGCCGCACCUUGCGGGAGACAUCGACCGACGAAAUCGGAGCGGGCGUCCGAUAGAGUUGAAGGCGUUGUCGAAGUCGAGUGCGUGUCUGACUACGAAGGGCCCAGGUUCGGAUUCCGUUAGCAAGGCUUCGUCAUUUUCUCGGGAUAGAAGCCAGUCGUGGUACUCCUCCGGGUUUCAAUUACAGUACACAGACAUCGUGGUUGCGGGGGCGAAGAUGGGCGACCAUGAGAAGAUGAUGGACAUGCUUAGUAAGCUCGGUACCGAAGGCUUUGCCGCCAUCAUCAGAGAGCAUGAUGGGAAGAAUAAUGGGCCACUUCACUAUGCCGCCCUCAACAACGAUGUGCUCAUGACCAAGUUGUUGAUUCAGUAUGGUGCAGACGUCAACGAUAUCGGAAAAGGUGGAAAGCGGCCUCUUCACUUCGCAGCGAUCGGAAAAGCCAGCGACAGGGCUCCUACAAUACAGAGCAAUGAGCAAGGCGACCUUCCGUCAUAUGCCAAGCAGGCCGAUUCAUCGUCUCAAAGCUCAGACGAGAAACCUGACUCUGACGAAUUCCCGCUACGACUCGCCAAAUCCAUCUUGGGAUUAAAUUUCACGAAGAAGAAAAAGAAGAGAAAAAAGUCAGAGAUUUCAUUGAAGAGCGGUGAGGACGAAGUGAAACAUCCGUUGGAAGGGAAAGCAAUAAUUGUUGCUAGAUUUUAG